Messenger RNA from Plodia interpunctella (Indianmeal moth), 1752 nucleotides. RefSeq lists its product as uncharacterized. The record is from RefSeq and is a predicted model, not a curated record. The transcript has a single exon. Bases 458 to 1552 code for a protein of 364 amino acids. Gene Ontology annotation, biological process: retrotransposition. Lineage: Eukaryota; Metazoa; Arthropoda; Insecta; Lepidoptera; Pyralidae. Gene Ontology annotation, cellular component: ribonucleoprotein complex. Gene Ontology annotation, molecular function: single-stranded RNA binding.
GUGAUACCGUCAAUAUGUAAACGAUUAUCUCCGUGUUGUUAAAAAUAUUUGGUGCUAUUAAAGUGCUUACUUCGUUGCAAAAUUAUUACUAAACGAAUCCUUAGUACACAAUCUACCGAUUAGUAUUUGUGUUGACAGUGAAUUAUAUACAAAUAUAAGUGAAUUCAUCAAAUAACAAUUUCAAUUUUUGCUUCGUAAUUUGUCGUCGACCAGUGUCAGUGCGCGAUCAUGCUGUGACUCAUCGACUAUAGUGCGUUAUACUCCGCUCAACUACUCCGGAACUGGCUCAACUACUACUUAAUUUCGCCCAUUGCGAACAAGUGAACUUAGCGCAGCGGUUAACGUAAGCGCUAGGCGUGCUGGUGACCAGAGAUCGAAUCCGACGAGGAGCAGUCGAUUAUUAUUAUUAUUUUUUUUUUCUUCAAAUUUUUUUCUUCUUCUCUUUCUUCGUCUAAUAAUGGCUAGUAACUGCGGAACGUGUGCUGGUUGCCAAAAUUUAAUCACAGAUAAAGAAUAUUUGAUAUGUUUCCUAUGCAGAAAGCAAUAUGAUUUAAUUUGCGCUAAUGUAUCGCAACAAAGGUUUUACAACACACUCACAGGUGAACACCGACUGUCGUGGCAAUGCGUAUGCUGUGUUAGUAAAAAACCUAAGUCGGAUAAUACCAACACUCCAGUGCGCGGCGUAUCUGAUGGAGUUAAUCUGAAUAGAGGCGCGGCGGCCUGCAACCUGUCGCAGAACCUAGAUGACAGUAGCGCGUUGAAUGAUACAUUGGAUAUGACAGAUAUGCAAGUAUUCUUGCUGGAAGCGCGACAAUGGCGGGAGGAAAUGAAAGCGAUGCGUGUUCAGCUUGGGAUUUUCACUACAACGAUCGCUAAACUCACAGAAAAACUGGAGGAUAGUGAUCGCAGAUGUAACCAGUUGGAGGGACGUGUGAAUAGCCUGGAGAAUCAAAUUUCUGAAUUAAAUUCUAAUAGUGAUAAGUCAUUGCUGGCAACGAUCGAACAGCUGAAGUCAGAACUAAAUGACCGUGAUCAAGAUUCUUUGGGGAAUGAUUUAGAAAUCUCCAAUAUACCUGAAGAUAAGGGUGAAAAUUUAUUACAUAUAGUUACCGCUAUAGCUGACAAGCUCUCUGUAAAUAUGACAGUUCAAGAUAUUGUCAGCGCAACACGAGUAGGCAGAUCUGCAGAAGCGGCCGGGGUUGAAAAUACACGCCACCGUCCCAUCGUUGUCCGAGUCGUGCGGCGCGCAUUACGUGACGAGUUGCUACGCUCAGCCCGCGUCCGCCGGGGCGCUACGACUGAGGGCAUAGGCCUACCCGCACCACAUCGCCGCUUCUAUAUUAAUGAGCGUCUGACUAAGACCAAUCGUUUUCUAUUUAGCCGAGCAAGAGAACUCGGCAAAUCUCGAGGUUGGCGGUAUGUGUGGACAAAAGAUGGAAAAAUCUUCGCGCGUCGUGACUCGCACUUUGAAUCUCCACGACAUCGCAUCCGUGGUGAAAAGGACCUUGUUAAAAUUUUUCCUACUGAAAUCGUUAGUCCAUCUAAUUUGUAAAGUUAUUCGUCAUGCUAUUUUAACUGUAACUCACAAUUUAAGUAGUUUAAUUUUAUUCUAUUCUAACAUAAUAUUAUCCUAUUUUUGUCAUAAUUUUAUUCUAAAAUGGCUGUAUUGUCAAUUAUUUAAUAAUUUCUUUCAGUUUAAUCGCAUUAAUAAUAAUUCAUUAUUUUUUCUAAUAAAUACAAUCACAAUUAAUG